GAGUUGCCAUGAUCCCUGUGCCACGGAAGGAUGCUUGGUGAGGAUGAGCCACACACAAACCCAGCUCGCAGUGGCUCUGGCUCGCGUGGCAGCUCAGGGCGUGCGGACGGCAGCGGCGGGAGGGAGCGAGGCAUCAGAUAAGGACGAGGAGGCGGAGACGUGCGCCCUCCACCUCGUUUGGGCGAACCGCUACGAGGUCGAAGUCCGGAGGCUCAGGGCGGAGAUCAAGAGGCAGAGAUCCCUCCUGAAGCUGAUGAACGUCGAGAAGUCGAGUAUGUCCCCGUCGGGCUUCGUGUCCUUGGUCGAGUACGAGCAGCGGAUGCAGGAAGGCUGCGCGUACGACAGCCCCUUCGACGCCGACGGAGUUCGAAGCUCCGAAGCCUCGACGGGGAGAGACGACCCUACUCGAUCGCGGGUGUCCAGUGGGAGCUGCGUCGAGGACCUUCACGGCAGUUUCCCCUCCAUGGACAGCGGGGUGUUCCUGCCCUUCGACGCCGGCGAGGAGCAGGGCGAGGCCUCCCCCUCCUCCCUUCUGGGGCAGCUGGAGGACCUGAUGAGCCACCCGCAGGAGGAGCUGACGGAGAGCGUGGAGGAUGACCUGCUUCAGGAAUGUCUUUAUUCCAGCAGUGAGAGUCUCGUCGAUAGUGGCAAGACGGCGUCUUCCUGCCACUCAGUGAGUUCCUCGGACGAGUGUGAAGUGACGUGCAAAAUCGCGACAGGGAGUUGCAGUGAGUUGUGUGCAAGUGACUCGCCAACAAGUCGCCAGGGUAGUUCGUUAGAGAGUUUAGACAAAGAAAUUCAGUGCAGAAAGAGGUGUGGUGAAAAUGAGUCCCAAAGUACUUCUGUGAAGGAAAAUUGUUCAAUAAGAUCCUUGCUUGAGGAAAAUUGUUCAGUGAAAUCCUUGCUUGAGGAAAAUUGUUCAGUGAAAUCCUUGCUGGAGGAAAAUUGUUCUGUGAAAUCCGUGCUGGAGGAAAAUCGGCUUAGUGAUACUGGUGAGCAGGGAAAUCCAGAUGAAAAUUUUUCGUCUGUGAACUGGUUGGAGGAAAGUGACGGAGCCAAAUCAAGUGACGAUACCUCCGGCAAAUCCAUUGUGAUAGAAAGUGAAUUUGGAUGGUCCCUUGUCGAGGAAGACCAUCCCGAAGGACCUUGUUCCAAAGAAACGGGUGGAAAUUAUCCUGCUGAACUUCAGAGAUCUUUCUCAGAGGAAGAUCAUCUCGAAACGUCCAACGAAGAAGAAAACGAAUGCGAUAGUUCCUUUGCAGAAUCGAUUAGCCUUGAGGGAAAUCAGUCUGCAGAGCCAACUAGUGAGGAAAAUCGAGUCGCAUUGCCCGACACUGAUGACAACCAAGAACGGGAGAAGAAACACAAAGCGGAGUCUAGCGCCGCUGAAACCCUAUCUGCAAGUCAGCAUAGGAAGCCUAGUGCUGAGGCCAAUCAGCACGACGGCGCGAGAGAGGAGGAAUCCGCGGAAAAGGGCGGGACACCGGACGACCCCGACGGGCAGAUCUCCCGCCUGGAACGCCGCGCUCGAAACGUCCGAGACGGGGUGACCGGCAUCACCCGCCUCUCGGUCGAAAGUAUGGUUGAUUUCGUCAGCUUGGACAACCAGGUUUCGAGUCUCCUGAGGUCUGUGAGGGACACGUUCCGCCAGAGCAAGAUAGUCGUUGCCCUGGAGAGUCUCUGCAACAUCCUGGAGCAACGGCUGGAGGAGGAAUGGUGGGCGGCGUACGACCUGCAUCUCGCGCCCUCCGAAAGAAACUAUAUUGUGUGAAUCCCGGUAAGGCGCUGCCGCCUGAUGGAAAGGAAAUACCAAAGACAUUUUCGAAGUGAGUAUGAAAGUUCUAUGUGAAUAGGUAAGAAAGAGAAAAUAAAGAAAGGUAUAUGAUAUAUAGAUAGGAAAAAAAGAAGAAAAAAAGAUUUGAAAAAAAAUAUGUGAAUAGAUUUUAAAAAAAUGAAUGAAAGAAAGUUAUAUGUGAAUAGAUAAGAAAACUGAAACGCAGCUUUAAGGAAGAAAUCAAACCCCGAGUUAAAACCAAUGCAUUUCCCUACACCUGCGUUCUACUUCACUUGGAUCGAAGGUUAAAUAAGGCCCAGUAUAUGACAUUUCUGUUUACCUCUAUUUGUUGUGUUGUUAGAGAUUUUUAUUAGACCAGCAGGCAUUUUUUUUUUUUCUCUGGUCCAAAAUGGUGCUGAUAGAGCUGGCUUUAUUUGCACCUUCACGUGUCAUAAGCUCUUGUUCCUCUAAGGAGAAUAUGUGUCUUUAUAUUUGAUUCCCUUUUUUUCUAAAUGUGAAUAAAGUAUUUUAUAUGA
This is a messenger RNA of Penaeus chinensis, 2310 nucleotides long. RefSeq lists its product as uncharacterized. The record is from RefSeq and is a predicted model, not a curated record. Lineage: Eukaryota; Metazoa; Arthropoda; Malacostraca; Decapoda; Penaeidae. Bases 44 to 1771 code for a protein of 575 amino acids. The transcript is spliced from 2 exons.